Molecule: messenger RNA, 4072 nt
Organism: Acanthochromis polyacanthus (spiny chromis)
Lineage: Eukaryota; Metazoa; Chordata; Actinopteri; Pomacentridae
Product: transcription initiation factor TFIID subunit 4-like
Exons: 15
Coding region: 10-2907 (965 amino acids)
Biological process (GO): transcription initiation at RNA polymerase II promoter; DNA-templated transcription
Cellular component (GO): transcription factor TFIID complex
Molecular function (GO): protein heterodimerization activity; DNA binding; RNA polymerase II general transcription initiation factor activity
Source: RefSeq, a predicted model, not a curated record
GCAUCAAAGAUGGCGGGAGCCUCCGACCCACUGGAGGACAUGCUCUUCACCGAGGUGGACGAGAAGGCGGUCAGCGACCUGGUGGGCUCCCUGGAGUCCCAGCUGGGCGACAGAAACACUCCCGCCGCUUCUUAUUCCGAUGGGAAACGGGAGGCAGCUGCGGCCGCUGCCGGCCACUUCUCAGGGAAAGUGCGCGAUCCAACGGGGUCCGCGGAGCCGCAACAAGGGCAUCCGAAAGCGGGGUUAACCCAAGAGCCGGGCGCUAACGAGCCGCUGUCCGGGAAAAGCCUCCCCUCCUCUACCUCCGCUGCCGCCGCCGCCGCCGGGGCCGGGAUCUCCCCCGGAGCCAGUCUGCCGGCCGCCGGAGCAGCUCCCCCGGCUGCUUCCCCGGGACCGGGACCCGUAACUUUGAGCACUCAGCCUGCCGCCGCUAGCUUCCAGCGGGCGGCUGUCCUGGGUCCCAGCACGGCUCCCGGCGGCUCCGCGGUGCCCGCGGCGGAGGUCCGGACCUCCUCUCCCGGCGUGCAAAGUUUAAACGGCGGCGCGGUAAAGUUGGUGAACUCGCCCGGGGUCCCUCCACCCGGAGCCACUCCGCCCGCCGGGGCCGGCUCGGUGAUCAGCGGGGGCGCCACUAUCAUCGCCCCUAGCUUCCCGGUGAGCUCCUCCGCCGUGGCCCUGCAGAGGCUCCCCAGCCCGGCGACCACCGUGGCCCAGAACGGGGUGGACCCCAAGGCGGCCCCGCUGGUGGCCCCGUCCGCCUCCAGCGCUCCGGUCCCGAACCACAGCAGCCCUCUGAUGCACACCAAGAUGCUGGUUCCGGGUCAGCCCGCCUCCGGGAGCGCCGUGAUCCUGACCAGCACCCCCCCACCGGCCGCCCAGUCUCCCAUCAGCCAGACCCAGACCGGGACCAGUCCGGCGCCCACCGUCACCCUGGUCAAGCCCACGGUGAACGGGGUGGCCCAGCCCGCGGUGGCCGUGGUCCGGCCGCCCGGCACUGCGGUAGUGGCCACCUCCAUCCAGCAGCAGAGACCCGGGCUGGUGGCCGCCGCCCGGCCAGCGGCCCCCCAGCCGGCCCUGGCGGUCCGACCCCAGCAGCAGACCACCAUCCAGCUGCCCCCCGGCUUCACCAUGCCUCCAGGCAUGGUUCUGGUCCGGACCGAGGCGGGUCAGCUGGUCAUGGUUCCUCAGCAGGUUCUGGCUCAGGCCCAGGCCAAGACCCAGCAGGGCCAGACGGUGACCAACAUCAGCCCCAGACCGACGGCACCCACAGCCGGAGCCACCAUCCGGGUCAGCACCGCCACCACGGCUGCUGGAGCUCAGACCGUCCGCCUGGCCUCCCCCACUCAGCCCAGGAUGGUUCAGUCCCCCUCCACCACCGCCGUACAGACGCUCGCCGUGGCGCCCGGUGGAGCCGCCGUGUCGGUAAAGAUGGCACCACAGAAAACUCCAACUGUCAUCACGGCCGGCGGGACGACCGCCGCUAAACCCACCGGCGUCCAGACAUCCCCCAUGACCAGUACCACUCCGUCCCCCGCUGCCAGGGUUACCGUGGUAUCACAGGAGAUGCAGGAAAACGUGAAGAAAUGCAAGAACUUCUUGGCAACACUCAUCAAGCUGGCGUCUCACAAUUCUCCCUCUCCAGAUACCUCCAAGAAUGUGAAGGCCCUAGUCCAGGACCUGCUGGAUGCAAAAAUUGAGCCUGAGGAGUUCACCACUCGGCUGCAGGCUGAGCUGAAGUCCUCCCCACAGCCCUACCUCAUCCCCUUCCUCAAGAAAAGCCUUCCUGCUCUGCGUCAGUCGUUGCUAAGCAGCCAACAGUCUCUGAUGACUGCCCCCCCCACCACCUCAGCCCCUCCCCCGGCGGCCCCCGGAUCCGUCACCACCAGCGCCGUCAUCAGACCGAGGCUUCCGAUUGGAUCAUCCGGCACCACCGUCAGGCUGAACGCACCGAUCAACACGGCAGCUCUGGUGGGUCGUCCAGGUGUUCAGACUCGGUCUCCUGUGGUCAUUAGUCAGACGUUCAGACCUGCAGGUACACUCAUACGAGGACCCACAACCAUCGCCGGCAAACCUCCUGUGAACAUGACGGUACAAGCCAAUCAGAAGAAGCUGAGUGACCCAGGGGGCGGGACUUUCAGAGAUGAUGAUGACAUCAACGACGUAGCGUCGAUGGCGGGCGUCAACCUGAACGAGGAGAACGCUCGUAUCCUAGCAACCAGCUCGGAGCUCGUCGGAACCAAAAUCCGAUCCUGCAAAGACGAAUCCUUCCUGCCCACCGGCCUGCUACACCGCCGCAUCCUCGACACAGCUAAGAAGCUGGGUGUCACCGAGGUUCCUCUAGAGGUGGUGAACUUUGUCUCCCAUGCCACCCAGUCCAGACUCCGCUCGCUGCUGGAGAGAGUUUCAGCUGUGGCUCAGCACCGCACCGACGGAGGGAAGGAUGAAGAACUUUAUGAACAGACGUCAGAUGUUCGUUCUCAGCUUCGGUUCUUUGAGCAGCUGGAGAGGAUGGAGAAGCAGAGGAAGGAUGAGCAGGAGAGGGAGAUGCUGCUGAAGGCUGCCAAGAGUCGUGCCAGACAGGAAGAUCCUGAACAGGCCCGACUGAAGCAGAAAGCUAAAGAGAUGCAGCAGCAGGAACUGGCUCAGAUGCGACAGAGAGACGCUAACCUCACAGCUCUGGCUGCCAUCGGACCUCGAAAGAAACGUAGACUGGACUCACCUGGAGCCUCGAGUGGAAAUGAGGUGGCGUCUGGUUCCGGCCCAUCCCCCUCGGUUCCGGCGUCUUCGUCCCGGCAGCAGCUCCGUCAGCGGAUCACUCGGGUCAACCUCAGGGACUUCAUCUUCUGUCUGGAGCAGGACCGCAGCACGGCACGUUCUCUGAUGCUCUACAAAGCUCUGCUCAAAUGACCGGCCUCUCCUGCAGAACCUUCACCUCACCUCCAGAACAUCACGGAACCUUCAGCUGGUCCAGGAGCAUGACUCAAGUUCUGGAGGUCUGAGGUUCUCUGCUGGUCUGUCAUCAGGCCUCAUUUAGUCUGAGGAGAAGGGACUGAAGGGGAACAAGCAGGAUGAUGUGGAGAACGUGUGGAGCUCCUCAGUGACCUGCUGCAUGUUCCAUGCAGCUGAUCUGGACUCUGCUCUACCUGAACAGAUGCCUUCAGACUCUGUCUGGUUCCAUCUGGUUCCAUCCCGCUGCUCGGUUUGGGUUCUGCUCAGAUCAGUUCAGUGAUGAUGGUCAUCUUCGUGUGUCGAUGUUCUACUGGAACCUUCCAGUUGAAUCUUUCUGCUGAGAGUCUCUGGUUCUGAUCCAGUCGGUUCUGUUCAGCUCCCAGAGCUCCUGCAGCGGUUCUGGUCCAGAAUGAUCCAUUGCCAGGUUUAAAUUCAUUUUAAUCUGAAACUUUUAUUCGUGAAUCAUUUAAAUAAAAAUAAACAAGUUUUUAGUUCACAAACUGAAUAUUUUCUGAACCAAACAAUUGAUCAGAUGAUUAUUGAUCAGAUGAUUAUUGAUCAGAUGAUUUUUGAUCAGAUGAUUUUUGAUCGUCAGAUCUGCUGGUUUCAACUAAAAUCAUGGAAGUCUUUCUAAGCUCAGAAACAGGACUUCUACUGAACUCAUGUCGUUUAAUUAUUGAUCGAUCUUCUCUGACGUCUUCUAAUCAGCUGAUCAAUGAUCUGCAGCUCGUUUAUCUCCAGGUUUAAACAUCUAAACCGUCAGACUCUCAGCAGACGUUCCUCUGGGAGGUUCUGUUCUUGGACCGGAGCUGGAUCUCCAACAGAACUCACUCAGGCUUUGUUCCUCUUCAUCCUCAUCAUGGUGGACUUCAGCGCUCAGAUCGGUUUCCUCUGAUCUCCUGGUCCUUAGCUGGAAGGUUUUUUUCACGCUUUAACUGUUUGGUUUGUGUCGUCUGUAGCUGCAGCGCUCUGAACAUCUGUCCUCAGCUCGUCGGGAAAGGACUCGGUUUUUGCGACUAUUUAUAUUUCCUACAUUCUGUAUCGAUCCUGACGCAUUUCAGGAUGAAUUUUACAGCCGUUUGUACCUUUGCAGAAAAAUGAAAUAAAGAAAAAUGAUGAAGAA